AUGAGGAAUCCCUGCCUAUUUUUGGUAUCUUCUCUCUUCAUUGUUACUUUUUUCCUGUUAAUUCCUCAAGGUUUCUGUGGACAAAUCAUUGGUGGCCAAGAAGUCACUCCUCACUCAAGACCCUAUAUGGUUCUAAUUAAAACCAUUAAAGACAAUAAGAUAAAGAUUUGUGGGGGAGCUUUGAUCAAUGUGAACUGGGUGUUGACUGCUGCUCAUUGUACUAUAAACAACAGUACUCAGGUCAUCCUUGGGGCUCAUGCACAGAAGAAAAGUGAACCAGGAAAACAGAUAAUAAAUGUUAAGAAAUGCAUCCCCUAUACAUCCUAUGAUUCAAGAACACAUGAAGGCGAUCUUCAGCUUCUGCAGCUGAACCAAAAAGCAACAAUUAAUAAAAAUGUGCAGCUCCUUCCUCUACCAAAAACGUGGAAUGACUUGAAGCCAAACACAGUGUGUCGAGUUGCAGGAUGGGGAAUAACUCAAAAUAAUGCCAACAAGUCCUCCAACACUCUGAGAGAAGUCAAUAUAACGGUCAUAGACAGAAAAAUUUGCAAUGAUCCAGAACACUAUAACUACAAUCCUGUAAUUGGGCUAAACAUGAUUUGUGCUGGAGACCUCAAAGGAGGAAAAGAUACAUGCAAAGGAGAUUCUGGAAGUCCUCUGAUAUGUGAUGGUAUUUUCAGAGGCAUCACUUCCUUUGGUGAGCCAGGAAAAUGUGGAUCCCCAGAGGGACCUGGCAUCUAUACUCGUCUCUCACUGGAGUACCUCAAGUGGAUCAAUAUAACCAUGAGGGGGGCAGUGUAG
This is a messenger RNA of Suncus etruscus (white-toothed pygmy shrew), 801 nucleotides long. RefSeq names its product granzyme A-like. Bases 1 to 801 code for a protein of 266 amino acids. Gene Ontology annotation, molecular function: serine-type endopeptidase activity. The record is from RefSeq and is a predicted model, not a curated record. NCBI's taxonomy places the organism in Eukaryota, Metazoa, Chordata, Mammalia, Eulipotyphla, Soricidae. Gene Ontology annotation, biological process: negative regulation of oxidoreductase activity; proteolysis; positive regulation of apoptotic process. The transcript has 5 exons.